CUGACCUUGCUAUCUCAGAUCUUCCAUGCACGAUCAGGCAUGCCUCACGAGAUCAUGGGCAUGAUGCAGGGCAAGGUCAUGAACCAUGCGCUCGUCAUCAUCGACUCGUUCGCACUGCCUGUACAAGGGACAGAGACACGCGUCAAUGCAGCCAACGAGGCAAACGAAUACAUGGUGCAGUAUAUUCAGGCGAGUCUAGGCUCGUACCUCUUACAAUACUGUGCCUCCUUGCAGGUAGGGCGUUUGGAAAACGCGGUUGGAUGGUACCACUCGCAUCCCAGCUAUGGCUGCUGGUUGUCUGGCAUUGACGUCAACACCCAGAUGAUGAGCCAGAAGUUUCAGGGUCCUUUCAUCGCGGUUGUCAUCGAUCCUAACCGCACAAUCUCUGCUGGCAAGGUCGAUAUUGGUGCAUUCCGGAUGUAUCUGGAG
This is a messenger RNA of Laetiporus sulphureus 93-53, 429 nucleotides long. Its product is annotated as Mov34/MPN/PAD-1. Gene Ontology annotation, cellular component: cytoplasm; COP9 signalosome. The record is from RefSeq and is a predicted model, not a curated record. Gene Ontology annotation, biological process: protein deneddylation. Gene Ontology annotation, molecular function: metallopeptidase activity; protein binding; deNEDDylase activity. NCBI's taxonomy places the organism in Eukaryota, Fungi, Basidiomycota, Agaricomycetes, Polyporales, Laetiporaceae. The annotation marks the transcript as partial. The transcript is spliced from 2 exons.